This is a messenger RNA of Xenopus laevis (African clawed frog), 1521 nucleotides long. RefSeq names its product methyl-CpG binding protein 2 S homeolog (gene mecp2.S). NCBI's taxonomy places the organism in Eukaryota, Metazoa, Chordata, Amphibia, Anura, Pipidae. Gene Ontology annotation, molecular function: DNA binding; methyl-CpG binding; chromatin binding. The record is from RefSeq and is marked provisional. Gene Ontology annotation, cellular component: heterochromatin; nucleus; chromatin. Gene Ontology annotation, biological process: cell development; negative regulation of gene expression; negative regulation of developmental process.
AGAAAAUGGCCGCUGCGCCGAGCGGAGAGGAGAGACUGGAAGAAAAAUCUGAGGAUCAAGAUCUUCAAGGACAAAAAGAUAAACCACCAAAACUCAGGAAAGUAAAAAAAGACAAGAAGGAUGAGGAAGAAAAGCAGGAACCAUUUCAUUCCUCUGAGCAUCAGCCCGGAGAACCUGCAGAUGAAGGGAAAGCUGAUAUGUCUGAAAGUGCUGAGGAAAACCUUGCUGUUCCUGAAUCUUCUGCCUCUCCCAAACAGAGGCGGUCUGUUAUUAGAGACAGGGGUCCCAUGUACGAAGACCCCACUCUUCCUGAAGGCUGGACACGAAAACUCAAGCAAAGAAAAUCUGGUCGUUCUGCUGGAAAAUUUGAUGUAUAUUUAAUCAACCCUAAUGGAAAAGCUUUUCGGUCCAAAGUUGAGCUUAUAGCAUACUUCCAAAAGGUAGGGGACACAUCUCUAGACCCUAAUGAUUUUGACUUCACUGUAACUGGGAGAGGGAGCCCGUCUCGAAGGGAACAGAAGCAACCGAAAAAGCCUAAAGCUCCAAAAUCUUCUGUAUCAGGGAGAGGAAGAGGAAGACCUAAAGGAAGUAUAAAAAAAGUUAAGCCACCUGUAAAAUCUGAAGGAGUACAAGUCAAAAGGGUGAUAGAGAAGAGUCCGGGAAAACUUUUGGUUAAAAUGCCUUAUUCUGGAACUAAAGAGGCAUCAGAUGCAACAACGUCACAACAGGUUUUGGUCAUUAAAAGAGGCGGUCGUAAAAGAAAAUCAGAAACUGAUCCAUCUGCAGCUCCUAAAAAAAGGGGGAGAAAGCCAAGCAACGUGAGCUUGGCUGCUGCAGCAGCAGAAGCAGCAAAGAAAAAAGCAAUCAAAGAGUCUUCCAUCAAGCCUCUUUUAGAGACUGUGUUACCAAUAAAGAAACGCAAGACCAGGGAGACUAUCAGUGUAGAUGUAAAAGAUACAAUAAAACCAGAGCCUCUUACACCUGUUAUAGAAAAAGUCAUGAAAGGACAAAACCCUGCAAAAAGUCCAGAAAGCAGAAGCACAGAGGGUAGCCCAAAAAUUAAAACUGGCUUGCCGAAAAAAGAGCUGCAGCAGCACCAUCAUCAUCAUCACCACCACCAUCACCAUCAUCACUCCGAAUCUAAGGCAUCUGCCACCAGUCCAGAGCCAGAGACUUCAAAGGACAACAUUGGGGUUCAGGAGCCCCAGGACUUAAGUGUCAAAAUGUGUAAAGAGGAGAAGCUACCAGAAAGUGAUGGCUGUGCUCAGGAGCCAGCCAAGACUCAGCCUGCUGAUAAAUGUAGAAACCGAGCAGAAGGUGAAAGAAAAGACAUUGUUUCAUCUGUCCCUAGACCAACAAGAGAAGAGCCCGUGGACACCAGAACAACGGUGACAGAAAGAGUUAGCUGACUUUAAAAGGAUUAGCAAAAACAGUUAAAAAUUAACUAAGGCAGCUCUGGUCUCUUCUUUGUGUGGGUAGGGCUCUGACAAGGCUUCCCUAUAAAUGAAGUAAAGAAAAAAA